Messenger RNA from Brugia pahangi, 519 nucleotides. Lineage: Eukaryota; Metazoa; Nematoda; Chromadorea; Rhabditida; Onchocercidae. The record is from the annotation of a GenBank genome assembly.
AUGUUUAAUGUAUCAGUGUUAUCCGGAAUUUGUGAAAUGACAAAAUUAAUUUAUGUAAAGAAUACACGAAUGCAUAAUGUAUUUAUUAUUGAACUUUUAACAAGUAUUUUGGCUAUUUUAACAACUUCACUUACUCUCUUAGCUAUAAUUUUUAAUAAAACACUUCAUUUCAAUUUGCGAUUAUUACUUCUAUGCUUUUGGGGCGCUAUUAUUGUUACUUGUAUAGGAACACUUAUCGAUUCAACUUAUUAUCUUAUAGCAAUUAUAUCAAAAGUAGAUGUAGAACGUUGUGCAUGGUUAUCGUUUACUAAAUCAGAUUGUAUUGCAUUAAGAAAUGUAUAUUAUCUUGGUCUGAUAAUGAUAGUAGUAUCAACAUUUUUUCUCUCAAUUGAAAGAGUAAUUGCGACACUUCUUUAUCACUCAUAUGAGCAUAACACUCGUCGAUGGAUUAGUAUAUUAAUGGCAUUAUCACAGAUAAUGGUUUUUAAUUCUUCCUUUGAUUUAUUAUCAGAAUCAUGA